AUGGAAAUAUUAACUUCAAGUAGUUCAGAGUGGGAAGAGGAAUUAAAAACUGCAGCUGUUUUUGCAGUUUUGGACGAAGAAAAUAAAAAAUCCACCCGAUCGUGCUGGGUUCAAGAUAUUAAUAAAAAAAUUUCAAAAUUGGGAGAAUUCCAUCGUCUAGUUCAAGAACUACCAAACGAUCCAAGACGAUUUCACAUGUAUUUCCGAAUGAUGAAAGAAGAAUUUGAUUAUGUACACGACCUUAUUAAAAAAGACAUACAAAAAAAAAGCACACAAUUUUGA
This is a messenger RNA of Macrosiphum euphorbiae (potato aphid), 282 nucleotides long. The record is from the annotation of a GenBank genome assembly. Lineage: Eukaryota; Metazoa; Arthropoda; Insecta; Hemiptera; Aphididae.